CCCUUCUUCUUGCCUGAAUUGGAAGCUCCAGGAAUGUGCUAAUUGGCGGCGGCCUCUUCAGAAAGCUGUUUAGGAGGCAACACGCUGAAGGAAAUUAGUUUCCCGGAUCUGGCUAGCCAUGAAGCUGCACAAAUGCAGGGUUGGAAGCAAGCAUCCUGGAGAGAGAAGCCAGAGGAAAAUGGAUCUUGUUAUGUGAGGGCAUUGAGGAAACAGUCCCCAGCUACUGAGAGGAAGAAAGGCCAGUGGGAGCUACUCGGGUGGUUGAGGAAGGGACAAGAGACAUUUUGCAGCAUUUUUCACAUGCCUCUGAACUGCUGGGUUUAUUUGGAAGAGGAAAGAGAAAUACCACAGAAAAAGGCUAUUCUUGAAAUGUUUGUGAGCAUUUGGUAACCAAGCAAGAAUUGAAACUCUUCCAGGAUUUCUAGACCGAAGAGAUGCUGAUCGAGGGAUUUUAAUGGCUUUCAGGUAGAAGAAAGUGGAGACAAUCAAAAUGAAUUCUAUGGACAGGCACAUACAGCAGACCAAUGACCGGUUGCAGUGCAUAAAACAGCACUUACAGAACCCUGCAAACUUCCAUAAUGCAGCAACAGAGCUCCUGGACUGGUGUGGAGACCCCAGAGCCUUCCAGAGACCAUUUGAGCAGAGCCUGAUGGGUUGUUUGACGGUGGUCAGUCGUGUGGCAGCUCAGCAAGGAUUUGACUUGGAUCUGGGAUACAGGCUACUGGCAGUAUGUGCAGCCAACAGGGACAAAUUCACUCCAAAAUCAGCUGCACUGCUUUCAUCGUGGUGUGAGGAGCUGGGACGGCUCUUGCUGCUUCGCCACCAGAAAAGCCGGCAAAACGAUCCUCCAGGGAAGCUACCCAUGCAACCGCCCAUGAACUCCAUGAGCUCCAUGAAACCCACCCUUUCUCAUAGUGAUGGGUCUUUCCCUUAUGAUUCUGUUCCCUGGCAGCAAAAUACCAACCAACCUCCAGGCUCUUUAUCAGUGGUCACCACAGUAUGGGGUGUGACUAACACCUCUCAAAGCCAGGUGCUGGGAAAUCCAAUGGCAAAUGCUAACAACCCUAUGAACCCAGCAGGAAAUCCCAUGGCUUCUGGGAUGACUACCAGCAACCCUGGAAUCAAUUCUCCUCAGUUUGCUGGACAGCAGCAACAAUUUUCAGCCAAGGCAGGCUCCACUCAGCCGUACAUACAGCAGGGCAUGUAUGGGCGACCCAAUUAUCCUGGAAGUGGAGGCUUUGGUGGCAGUUACCCUGGAGGCCCAAAUACCCCUGCAGGAAUGGGAAUCCCCCCACACACGAGACCACCAGCUGAUUUCACCCAGCCAGCUGCAGCUGCUGCUGCUGCUGCAGUCGCGGCUGCAGCUGCUACAGCAACAGCUACAGCUACAGCCACUGUGGCAGCCCUUCAGGAAACGCAGAAUAAGGACAUGAACCAGUAUGGACCGGUUUGUUCCUCUUUCCAGAUGGGUCCAACACAGGCUUACAACAACCAGUUUAUGAACCAGCCUGGUCCUCGUGGCCCUGCUUCUAUGCCAGGCAACAUGAACCCGGCAAGCAUGGGAGCAGGAAUGACGCCUUCCAGCAUGAGUGGGCCACCCAUGGGCAUGAACCAGCCUCGGCCUCCUGGAAUGAGUCCCUUCAGCACCCAUGGGCAGAGGAUGCCUCAGCAAGCCUACACAGGCCCUCGGCCCCAGUCCUUGCCUAUACAGGGCAUAAAGAGACCAUACCCAGGAGAGCCGAAUUAUGGAAACCAGCAGUAUGGACCAAAUAGCCAGUUUCCAAACCAGCCUGGUCAGUACCCUACUCCCAACCCUCCAAGACCCCUUACAUCUCCCAACUAUCCUGGUCAGAGGAUGCCAAGCCAGCAAAACACAGGGCAGUACCCUCCUCCAACAGUCAACAUGGGGCAGUAUUAUAAGCCAUCAAGGCCUGUACCUGUGGCAAAUUACCCUCAUUCACCUGUUCCAGGAAACCCCACGCCACCUAUGACUCCAGGGAGCAAUAUUCCUCCAUACCUGUCACCUAACCAGGAUGUCAAACCACCAUUCCCACCUGACAUUAAACCAAAUAUCAAUGCUUUACCACCACCUCCAAAUGCUAAAGGGAAAGUUCACACUUUCUCUCCCUCUUCGAUCCCAGCCAACCACAACGAUGAGCUGCGCCUGACGUUCCCUGUGAGAGAUGGGGUUGUACUGGAGCCCUUCCGGCUGGAGCACAACCUGGCAGUCAGUAACCAUGUCUUUCACUUACGGCCAACUGUUCAUCAGACGCUGAUGUGGAGGUCUGACUUGGAAUUGCAGUUCAAGUGCUAUCACCAUGAAGACAGACAAAUGAACACAAACUGGCCAGCUUCGGUCCAGGUCAGCGUUAAUGCAACCCCACUUACCAUCGAACGUGGCGACAACAAGACAUCUCAUAAACCUCUGCACCUAAAGCAUGUCUGCCAGCCAGGAAGAAACACGAUUCAAAUUACAGUCACAGCAUGUUGUUGUUCGCACUUGUUCGUGUUGCAGUUAGUACAUCGGCCAUCAGUUCGUUCAGUGCUUCAAGGUCUACUAAAGAAACGCCUCCUCCCAGCAGAACAUUGUAUCACUAAGAUAAAGAGGAACUUCAGUAGCGUAGCAGCUUCCUCUGGCAACGCGACACUAAACGGGGAAGAUGGAGUAGAGCAAACUGCCAUUAAAGUCUCUCUGAAGUGUCCAAUCACAUUCCGGAGGAUUCAGCUCCCAGCAAGGGGUCACGAUUGCAAGCAUGUACAAUGCUUUGAUCUGGAAUCUUACUUGCAACUGAACUGUGAGAGAGGAACUUGGAGGUGUCCAGUAUGCAAUAAAACUGCUCUGCUGGAGGGCUUAGAGGUUGACCAGUAUAUGUGGGGUAUUCUGAAUGCUAUACAAAACUCGGAGUUUGAAGAAGUUACCAUUGACCCGACGUGCAGUUGGAGGCCGGUCCCUAUAAAGUCAGAUAUUCACAUCAAAGAUGACCCAGAUGGCAUUCCCUCAAAAAGAUUUAAGACCAUGAGUCCAAGCCAGAUGAUCAUGCCAAAUGUGAUGGAGAUGAUUGCAGCUUUGGGUCCUGGCCCAUCACCUUACCCUUCCUUACCCCCUCCUCCAGGAGGCAACAACUCCACUGAAUAUGGUAACCAAGGUAACAGUUACCAAGGUCAUGGCAAUUUUGACUUCCCACACGGGAAUCCCGGUGGCACGUCUAUGAAUGACUUCAUGCAUGGGCCACAGCUUUCGCAUCCCCCAGACAUGCCAAGCAGCAUGGCAGCUCUCGACAAACCUCUCAGUCACCCCAUGCAGGAAUCUAUCCCUCAUCCCGGCAGCACUGAUCAGUCCCAUACUUCCAUGCAGCAAGGUUUGCACGUCCCUCACCCCAGCAGCCAGUCAGGGCAGCCAUUACAUCACAGCGGGCCUCCUACCCAGCAGUCCCGGCAGCCACCCCCGGCCACUUCUAGCAACCAUCCACACAGUGACCUGACCUUUAAUCCCUCCUCAGCCUUAGAGGGUCAGGCUGGUGGACAGGGAGCACCUGACAUGCCGGAGCCCUCGCUGGAUCUACUUCCAGAACUCACAAAUCCGGAUGAGCUGCUUUCGUACCUGGAUCCUCCUGAUUUGCCAAGCAAUAGCAAUGAUGACCUUCUGUCUCUCUUUGAGAACAACUGAAACCAUGUGUAUUCUCCCAUCCCUUUCACUUGUUCACACGUGUGUGGCUGCAUAGCAAGGAAUCUUAACACUCCUUUUCCACAAGAGAAGAAACAAAAACCCAAAAAACUCACAACUUGAUCCAAUGGUGCACUCCCUGCUUUCUUCAUCUCAGAACUGCUUUUGUCAGCUUCAAAAACUGCGAAAGUGACGGGAGAAAAAAACAAACAAAAAAAUAAGCAAAUGCAGUAAUCUCUGAGUCUGCCGUGCUACACGUGACAAACAAGCAUAGACAGUUGUGCAGCUAUUGGAAACCCCAUUUGUUGUUCAUCCUCUAGAGAGAGAGUUCUGUGAUAAAAA
This is a messenger RNA of Dryobates pubescens (Downy woodpecker), 4006 nucleotides long. RefSeq names its product zinc finger MIZ-type containing 1 (gene ZMIZ1). Lineage: Eukaryota; Metazoa; Chordata; Aves; Piciformes; Picidae. The transcript is spliced from 24 exons. Gene Ontology annotation, biological process: protein sumoylation; regulation of transcription by RNA polymerase II. Bases 491 to 3667 code for a protein of 1058 amino acids. Gene Ontology annotation, molecular function: zinc ion binding; SUMO ligase activity. The record is from RefSeq and is a predicted model, not a curated record.